Molecule: messenger RNA, 2581 nt
Organism: Synchiropus splendidus (mandarinfish)
Lineage: Eukaryota; Metazoa; Chordata; Actinopteri; Syngnathiformes; Callionymidae
Gene: tsr1
Product: TSR1 ribosome maturation factor
Exons: 15
Coding region: 22-2517 (831 amino acids)
Biological process (GO): endonucleolytic cleavage of tricistronic rRNA transcript (SSU-rRNA, 5.8S rRNA, LSU-rRNA); ribosome biogenesis; maturation of SSU-rRNA from tricistronic rRNA transcript (SSU-rRNA, 5.8S rRNA, LSU-rRNA)
Cellular component (GO): nucleus; preribosome, small subunit precursor
Molecular function (GO): GTP binding; GTPase activity; U3 snoRNA binding
Source: RefSeq, a predicted model, not a curated record
AGUCCGCCUGCCGUCUCCCACAUGGCAAAAAUGGCUGCAAACUCGGAUAAACAACAAGGCCACAGACCUGGCAUAUACAAACAGAAAAACAAAGGGCACAAACAUGGCAAGCAUCGAACCAAGGGGGAAAUUGACCGAGAAACCAAAGGCAGAGUGUCUGUGAUAGCACUCACCAAAAAGCAGAGAAAAGAACAGAAGAAGAUGGACCGAAGGCAUAAAGCCAAUCAGCUUCGCCGAAAUAAAAAAGACAUGGUUCUUACCGAGAAGCGUCGUCUCGGUAGCAAGGAUGGCCCGCCUCAUCUGGUUGCCGUGGUGUCGCUGCAUGCUGCGGUGGAUGCUGCUGCUGUGACCAAACUGCUUCGCCAGGAAGGCGGAGGAGGAGUCGUUCACCAGGAGCAGUGUGUCACCGGUAUCAAAGACAGUUUUGGGAUGCUGCUGCCUCGCUUCAAACAGAGGUUCACUUUCCUGAACCAAGCGACAGCUGAUGUACACUCCCUGAUGGACGUGGCCAAGAUAGCAGAUAGCCUGAUAUUUGUGCUGGAUCCAAAUGAAGGUUGGGACAGUUAUGGAGACUAUUGUCUCUCCUGCUUAUUUGCACAAGGCCUCCCAAGCCACGCCCUGGUGUGCCAGGGAGUGUCUGAUCUCCCUGUGAAGAAGAAGGUUGAAUACAAGAGGGUUUUGUCAAAGAUCACAGAGAUCCGAUUCCCUGAUACACGCAUCUUUCCUCUGGACACAGAGCAGGAGGUCACGCUGCUUCUCAGACACUUGGGAAGUCAGAGGCAGAGAAAGCUAGGGUUCCGCUCGAGGCGUUCCCAUUUACUGGGACAGCAUGUCACUUUCACGCCGAACGACGCGUCUGGUCUGGGAACGCUCUGUGUCUCUGGAUACGUGCGUGGAUGCCCAUUGCGAGUGGACAGAUUAGUCCAUUUAAGUGGACAUGGAGACUUCCAGCUGAGUCAAAUCGAUGCUCCUCUAGACCCUCUGCCCCUGAACGUUGCUGCACCCAGACCAGCCAAAGGUGGGAAAGCAGGUGAUGUUGAAAUGCAGGACGGGUGUGACGAUGAAGCUCCGGUUCGGAUCUUGAUGAAAGCUGACCCGGCCACCAGGGAGAGCCUGCAGUCCGAGGCUGAGGUCGACCCGAUGGAUGGAGAGCAGACCUGGCCCACUGAGAGCGAGCUAAUGGAAGCUGAAGAAGCUCGAAAGAACAAACGUACCAUGAAGGUCCCCAAAGGAACAUCAGAUUACCAAGCCACGUGGAUUGUCGACGAAGACGCAGAGAACGGCGAGGAAGAGGACGAAGAAAGCAGUGAGGAAGAUGACGAUGAUGAUGACAUGAUGGAUGAGGCCAUGGAAAGAGAUGACGACACAAACUCGCAGGACGCCGGUUCAGAGUUUGGCUCAGAGGACGAAGAGGAUGAGGAAGAAGAACAGGAAGAGGUUUGCUCCACAGAGCGCCUUGGAACAGAUCACCGUUACGACGAGAAUAUAGAUGAAGCAGCCGAGGAGGAGGGACUGAAACGUUACCGCGAAGCCCGAGCCAACGACAUGUUCCCGGAUGAGGUGGACACGCCGCUGGACAGGGCAGCGAGAAUCAGAUUCCAGCGAUACAGAGGCCUCAAGAGUUUCCGGUCGUCUCCGUGGGACCCCAUGGAAAAUUUGCCGGUCAACUAUUCUAGAAUCUUCCAGUUCCAGAGCUUCGAUCGUACGCGCCGCCGCAUCCUCACAGAAGCUGCAGAGGAGGAAGAGGGAGCCAUGGUUGGCUGGUACGUUACUCUGCACAUCAUUGAUGUUCCUCAGUCUGUGAUGGAGAGCGUUCAGUCAGGUCGACCUCUAGUGUUGGUUUCUCUGCUGCCGCAUGAACAGAAGAUGUCUGUCAUGCACCUUUUGGUGAGGAGACACCCCAGCAACACGGAACCCAUCAAAUCCAAAGAAGAGCUGGUGUUCCACUGUGGCUUCAGGAGGUUCAGGGCGUCGCCUAUCUUCUCGCAGCACACUUUAGCCGACAAACACAAGAUGGAGCGCUUCCUCAAGCCUGACGCCCCGACAGUGGUGUCAGCGUACGCCCCCAUUACCUUCCCACCCACAGGUGUCCUGCUGUUCAAGCAAAGGAAUGAUGGUGUUCAAGACUUGGUGGCGACAGGAAGUCUGCUCAGCUGCGACCCUAAACGCGUGGUGCUGAAGAGGAUCGUGCUGAGUGGGCAUCCUUUCAAAAUCAACCGCCGCUCCGCCGUUGUCCGUUACAUGUUCUUUAACAGAGAGGACAUUAUGUGGUUCAAGCCGGUGGAGCUGAGAUCCAAGUGGGGUCGUCGAGGUCACAUCAAGGAGGCUCUAGGAACACAUGGACACAUGAAGUGCGUGUUUGAUAACCAGCUUCCUUCUCAAGACACCGUCAUGAUGAACUUGUACAAGAGGGUCUACCCUCGCUGGACCUACGACCCCCACGUGCCUUUGUCUUUACCAUGGUUCAAAAGAGAGAGCACAGUGGACAUGGACGACCUGGACUUGGACAUGGAUUAGAGCAAGGACAACGCCGUCACAGUGAUAUGGAGCAUCUUCAAGUGUUCAUUUAACAGCUGCUGUG